AUGGCGACCCAGAAGAGAGAUGCGAAGGGCAAGAAGCUCGCGGUCAUGAACAAAUACGUCUACGAUGCUUUCUUGUGGACGUUCUCGAUCCUGGUAGAGCUCUUCUUCCGAGAAGUGCACCCCAGAAGUAGUUGGAAGGUGCCAAAGGAAGGUCCAGUUAUUUUUGUGUGCGCCCCGCAUGCAAAUCAGUUCGUCGAUCCCCUCAUGUUGAUGCGAGUCGUGAAGAAAGAAGCCGACCGAAGAAUCCAAUUCCUGAUCGCCGACAAAUCCAUGAAGCGCAAGUUCGUAGGCGCAAUGGCAGGCUUGACAGGUGUCGUGCCUGUAGGAAGAGCCAUGGACAUGACGAAGCCUGCAGAGGGCAAGAUAUACCUCCCCGAUCCUAUCAGCGAUCCUACACUCGUUCGUGGUGUAGGCACCAACUUCGAGGAUAAGAAUUUCCAAGUCGGCGGCUCGAUCGUAUUGCCCAAGGUGGACAACAAGGCAGCAACCGCUGAGAUACUCGAGAUCAAGGGCCCAGAAGAGAUUAGGCUGAAGCGUGGUUUCAAGGGAGGUGUUGCCAUGCAGCAGAUGACCGGACGAAACGACAUGACCAAGGACGGCACGUUCGUCGAUGGAGCAAAUGCGAAGAAGGGUAUUGCUGAUGGUUACGAGGGAACUCCCUUCCAGGUUGCGCCGAAGCUUGACCAAACGGAGGUUUACGAUGCGGUACACGCGGUUCUUCACCACGGUGGAAGCAUUGGUAUCUUCCCUGAGGGUGGUAGCCAUGACCGUACAGAUCUCCUACCUCUGAAAGCUGGUGUUGCUAUCAUGGCGCUCGGUACAGUCGCAACGAAGCCAGACUGCAACUUGAACAUCAUUCCCGUCGGCAUGAACUACUUCCACGCACACAAGUUCCGAUCAAGGGCUGUCAUCGAGUUUGGUACACCGAUUCACGUACCACCUGAGCUAGCGCAGAAGUUUGAUGGGCCUGGAAGACGUGAGGCGAUCGGCGAGAUGCUGGAAACCAUUCGUCAAGGACUCAUCUCUGUUACCGUCACGACGCCAGACUACGACACACUCAUGGUUAUUCAAGCUGUACGCCGCCUCUACAACUCCAAGGGCACGAAACUUCCUCUUCCCAGGAUCGUUGAGCUUAAUCGCCGCCUCGUCCAGGGUUACGAACGUUACAAAGACGAUCCUCGUAUCGUUGAGCUCAAGAAGGAGGUCACAACUUACAACGGCAAGCUGAAGGCGCUCGGCCUCAGAGAUCACCAGGUCCAAUACGCGAAGAUGCAUCCUAUCACAGCAUUCGGGCUCUUCUUCUACCGUCUUGGAAAACUUCUCUUUCUGAGUAUGCUUGUGCUUCCCGGAACCCUACUUUUCAGUCUCGUCUUUAUCGUCACCAAGGUCGUCUCAAUCAAGAAGGCCAGGGAAGCACUCGCUGCAUCGAACGUCAAGGUCCAAGCCAGAGACGUCAUGGCUACAUGGAAACUUCUGGUUGCCAUGGCUGCCGCCCCGACAGCUUACGCCUGGUACGUCUGCCUCGGCCUGUACUGGUACUCUUACAACAAUUGCAACGGAUACCUCCCUGCCGGCAUUCAGAAGCGCUGGCUUAUUCUUCCUCAACUCAUUGUCUAUAUCACCCUCACUUAUGGCGCUCUUCGAUUCGGUGAAGUUGCAAUGGACAUCCUGAAGUCGCUCGGUCCCCUCUGGAAGAUGAUGAACCCGUUCUCCAACAGCGAACUUGUCAAGUUACAGGAACGACGUGAGAACCUCGCUCAGCGCGUGAAUGACAUCAUCAACGAACUCGGCCCAGAGAUGUACGAGGACUUCCACUCAAAGCGCAUCGUCGAGGAUCCUUUCGUCAAGCAGGAGCAUGCACCACCGCAAAAGUCGGACGAAGACGCGCGGAUAGAAGCAGGCCAGGAUGUCGAGACGUACGACUACCCCGCUUCACCAGGUUCUAUGAACGAGAUACCGCGCAACGAGUCAUUCCACGACCUUGCCAACCAGGACUUCUUCUCUAGUCGACCACAGACGCCGAAGAAGAGUAGGAGCAGGAAUAGUAGCAGUGCGAACCUGGGCGGCUUCCAGCUCAAACCUUUCAGUACUAUCGACGGCAAUCUGGACGAGGUGAAGAGGAGGUUGACAGAUGGUGUCAAGCAAAGGACACGGAAAAGGAGGAGUAGUGGAGAGGGAAGCUGGGACGAUGGUGAGGAUGGCGAAGAGUUGACCAUGGGGAGGAAAGACCGAUCGUAUACCAAGUAG
Molecule: messenger RNA, 2247 nt
Organism: Alternaria atra
Lineage: Eukaryota; Fungi; Ascomycota; Dothideomycetes; Pleosporales; Pleosporaceae
Exons: 4
Coding region: 1-2247 (748 amino acids)
Biological process (GO): phospholipid biosynthetic process
Cellular component (GO): endoplasmic reticulum membrane
Molecular function (GO): glycerol-3-phosphate O-acyltransferase activity; glycerone-phosphate O-acyltransferase activity
Source: RefSeq, a predicted model, not a curated record